CUUGUCUCACCUUGAGUCAUUAGAAGUGAAUGUGUUGUUAAGCGAGCGGGGCUCGAGCUCCUGUAGUGACUGCAGCAUGGAUGAGAGCUGGUUUGUCACCCCUCCCCCCUGUUUUACUGCAGAGGGAGCCACGGCAGAGGCUAGUCCCAUGGAAGACCUCCUCAUCGAGCACCCCAGCAUGUCUGUGUACGUCUCGGCUGGCCCCCUCCCUCCGAUGGAAGAGAGCACCACCAGCCUGGCCGGCAGUGUUAGGAUGUCUGAAUCGGCAGUGCCCGCUGUGACCAGGAGCAGCAUGACCACACGAGUGACCCGAGGAGCGGCCGCACAGGCAGGUGCCCUAGCUAAAGUCACCCAGGUCUCCAGGGUCCAGAGGGCCAAAGCCCGCACUGAGCGUCGACACCUGGCACGCAAUCGCAUACAGCGCCAAAACCUUGUGCGUGAAAAGGUCCAACGGCGCACAUCCCACACCCGCAACUCCUUCCUGCACCAACCGUGCCAGCGCAACAUCUGCCACUGAGGCAUCAAAGUUUACAUUGAGGGCAUUAUUACACAUAGA
Messenger RNA from Pimephales promelas (fathead minnow), 556 nucleotides. The record is from RefSeq and is a predicted model, not a curated record. Lineage: Eukaryota; Metazoa; Chordata; Actinopteri; Cypriniformes; Leuciscidae.